CAACUACAUCAGUCCCAACAACAAGUCCUUUAUCCAGCACAACGCCUUGUACCUGUGAGUGGUCUGACUGGAUUGACCAAGGACCUACUACACCUGGCACUGAUGGAGGAGACUCUGUAUCAAUUUCACAACUCGUUAAUUCUGGACGUAUCAGUUGUAAACAGCCAACAGAAGUUGAGUGCAGGGCUAAGUUGUAUCCAACAUUGCCACUUUCCCAGUUGGGCCAAGAUGUGAUUUGCAAUCCAUCGGUAGGACUUGUUUGCCUGAACAAAAACCAGGGAAAUAAGCAAGUGUGUUUCAAUUAUGAAAUCAGAGUACGCUGCUGUGGACCAUGCACAUCCACUACCACUACAACACCCACAAGUACAUCAACUCCCUCUACACCUACAACUUCGACAACAACCUCCAUGACAACUACAACCACUAAAAGAACCUCGACACCUGUAACAACGACACUGUCAACUUCUACAACUACAUCAGUCCCAACAACAAGUCCUUUAUCCAGCACAACGCCUUGUACCUGUGAGUGGUCUGACUGGAUUGACCAAGGACCUACUACACCUGGCACUGAUGGAGGAGACUCUGUAUCAAUUUCACAACUCGUUAAUUCUGGACGUAUCAGUUGUAAACAGCCAACAGAAGUUGAGUGCAGGGCUAAGUUGUAUCCAACAUUGACACUUUCCCAGUUGGGCCAAGAUGUGAUUUGCAAUCCAUCGGUAGGACUUGUUUGCCUGAACAAAAACCAGGGAAAUAAGCAAGUGUGUUUCAAUUAUGAAAUCAGAGUACGCUGCUGUGGACCAUGCACAUCCACUACCACUACAACACCCACAAGUACAUCAACUCCCUCUACACCUACAACUUCGACAACAACCUCCACGACAACUACAACCACUAAAAGAACCUCGACACCUGUAACAACGACACUGUCAACUUCUACAACUACAUCAGUCCCAACAACAAGUCCUUUAUCCAGCACAACGCCUUGUACCUGUGAGUGGUCUGACUGGAUUGACCAAGGACCUACUACACCUGGCACUGAUGGAGGAGACUCUGUAUCAAUUUCACAACUCGUUAAUUCUGGACGUAUCAGUUGUAAACAGCCAACAGAAGUUGAGUGCAGGGCUAAGUUGUAUCCAACAUUGCCACUUUCCCAGUUGGGCCAAGAUGUGAUUUGCAAUCCAUCGGUAGGACUUGUUUGCCUGAACAAAAACCAGGGAAAUAAGCAAGUGUGUUUCAAUUAUGAAAUCAGAGUACGCUGCUGUGGACCAUGCACAUCCACUACCACUACAACACCCACAAGUACAUCAACUCCCUCUACACCUACAACUUCGACAACAACCUCCAUGACAACUACAACCACUAAAAGAACCUCGACACCUGUAACAACGACACUGUCAACUUCUACAACUACAUCAGUCCCAACAACAAGUCCUUUAUCCAGCACAACGCCUUGUACCUGUGAGUGGUCUGACUGGAUUGACCAAGGACCUACUACACCUGGCACUGAUGGAGGAGACUCUGUAUCAAUUUCACAACUCGUUAAUUCUGGACGUAUCAGUUGUAAACAGCCAACAGAAGUUGAGUGCAGGGCUAAGUUGUAUCCAACAUUGACACUUUCCCAGUUGGGCCAAGAUGUGAUUUGCAAUCCAUCGGUAGGACUUGUUUGCCUGAACAAAAACCAGGGAAAUAAGCAAGUGUGUUUCAAUUAUGAAAUCAGAGUACGCUGCUGUGGACCAUGUACAUCCACUACCACUACAACACCCACAAGUACAUCAACUCCCUCUACACCUACAACUUCGACAACAACCUCCACGACAACUACAACCACUAAAAGAUCCUCGACACCUGUAACAACAAAACCGUCAACUUCAACAACUACAUCAGUCCCAACAACAAGUCCUUUAUCCAGCACAACGCCUUGUACCUGUGAGUGGUCUGACUGGAUUGACCAAGGACCUACUACACCUGGCACUGAUGGAGGAGACUCUGUAUCAAUUUCACAACUCGUUAAUUCUGGACGUAUCAGUUGUAAACAGCCAACAGAAGUUGAGUGCAGGGCUAAGUUGUAUCCAACAUUGACACUUUCCCAGUUGGGCCAAGAUGUGAUUUGCAAUCCAUCGGUAGGACUUGUUUGCCUGAACAAAAACCAGGGAAAUAAGCAAGUGUGUUUCAAUUAUGAAAUCAGAGUACGCUGCUGUGGACCAUGCACAUCCACUACCACUACAACACCCACAAGUACAUCAACUCCCUCUACACCUACAACUUCGACAACAACCUCCACGACAACUACAACCACUAAAAGAACCUCGACACCUGUAACAACAAAACAGUCAACUUCAACAACUACAUCAGUCCCAACAACAAGUCCUUUAUCCAGCACAACGCCUUGUACCUGUGAGUGGUCUGACUGGAUUGACCAAGGACCUACUACACCUGGCACUGAUGGAGGAGACUCUGUAUCAAUUUCACAACUCGUUAAUUCUGGACGUAUCAGUUGUAAACAGCCAACAGAAGUUGAGUGCAGGGCUAAGUUGUAUCCAACAUUGACACUUUCCCAGUUGGGCCAAGAUGUGAUUUGCAAUCCAUCGGUAGGACUUGUUUGCCUGAACAAAAACCAGGGAAAUAAGCAAGUGUGUUUCAAUUAUGAAAUCAGAGUACGCUGCUGUGGACCAUGCACAUCCACUACCACUACAACACCCACAAGUACAUCAACUCCCUCUACACCUACAACUUCGACAACAACCUCCACGACAACUACAACCACUAAAAGAACCUCGACACCUGUAACAACAAAACAGUCAACUUCAACAACUACAUCAGUCCCAACAACAAGUCCUUUAUCCAGCACAACGCCUUGUACCUGUGAGUGGUCUGACUGGAUUGACCAAGGACCUACUACACCUGGCACUGAUGGAGGAGACUCUGUAUCAAUUUCACAACUCGUUAAUUCUGGACGUAUCAGUUGUAAACAGCCAACAGAAGUUGAGUGCAGGGCUAAGUUGUAUCCAACAUUGACACUUUCCCAGUUGGGCCAAGAUGUGAUUUGCAAUCCAUCGGUAGGACUUGUUUGCCUGAACAAAAACCAGGGAAAUAAGCAAGUGUGUUUCAAUUAUGAAAUCAGAGUACGCUGCUGUGGACCAUGCACAUCCACUACCACUACAACACCCACAAGUACAUCAACUCCCUCUACACCUACAACUUCGACAACAACCUCCACGACAACUACAACCACUAAAAGAUCCUCGACACCUGUAACAACAAAACCGUCAACUUCAACAACUACAUCAGUCCCAACAACAAGUCCUUUAUCCAGCACAACGCCUUGUACCUGUGAGUGGUCUGACUGGAUUGACCAAGGACCUACUACACCUGGCACUGAUGGAGGAGACUCUGUAUCAAUUUCACAACUCGUUAAUUCUGGACGUAUCAGUUGUAAACAGCCAACAGAAGUUGAGUGCAGGGCUAAGUUGUAUCCAACAUUGACACUUUCCCAGUUGGGCCAAGAUGUGAUUUGCAAUCCAUCGGUAGGACUUGUUUGCCUGAACAAAAACCAGGGAAAUAAGCAAGUGUGUUUCAAUUAUGAAAUCAGAGUACGCUGCUGUGGACCAUGCACAUCCACUACCACUACAACACCCACAAGUACAUCAACUCCCUCUACACCUACAACUUCGACAACAACCUCCACGACAACUACAACCACUAAAAGAACCUCGACACCUGUAACAACAAAACCGUCAACUUCAACAACUACAUCAGUCCCAACAACAAGUCCUUUAUCCAGCACAACGCCUUGUACCUGUGAGUGGUCUGACUGGAUUGACCAAGGACCUACUACACCUGGCACUGAUGGAGGAGACUCUGUAUCAAUUUCACAACUCGUUAAUUCUGGACGUAUCAGUUGUAAACAGCCAACAGAAGUUGAGUGCAGGGCUAAGUUGUAUCCAACAUUGACACUUUCCCAGUUGGGCCAAGAUGUGAUUUGCAAUCCAUCGGUAGGACUUGUUUGCCUGAACAAAAACCAGGGAAAUAAGCAAGUGUGUUUCAAUUAUGAAAUCAGAGUACGCUGCUGUGGACCAUGCACAUCCACUACCACUACAACACCCACAAGUACAUCAACUCCCUCUACACCUACAACUUCGACAACAACCUCCAUGACCACUACAACCACUAAAAGAACCUCGACACCUGUAACAACGACACUGUCAACUUCUACAACUACAUCAGUCCCAACAACAAGUCCUUUAUCCAGCACAACGCCUUGUACCUGUGAGUGGUCUGACUGGAUUGACCAAGGACCUACUACACCUGGCACUGAUGGAGGAGACUCUGUAUCAAUUUCACAACUCGUUAAUUCUGGACGUAUCAGUUGUAAACAGCCAACAGAAGUUGAGUGCAGGGCUAAGUUGUAUCCAACAUUGACACUUUCCCAGUUGGGCCAAGAUGUGAUUUGCAAUCCAUCGGUAGGACUUGUUUGCCUGAACAAAAACCAGAGAAAUAAGCAAGUGUGUUUCAAUUAUGAAAUCAGAGUACGCUGCUGUGGACCAUGCACAUCCACUACCACUACAACACCCACACGUACAUCAACUCCCUCUACACCUACAACUUCGACAACAACCUCCACGACAACUACAACCACUAAAAGAUCCUCGACACCUGUAACAACAAAACCGUCAACUUCAACAACUACAUCAGUCCCAACAACAAGUCCUUUAUCCAGCACAACGCCUUGUACCUGUGAGUGGUCUGACUGGAUUGACCUGGGACCCCCUACAUCUGGCACUGAUGGAGGAGACUCUGUAUCAAUUUCACAACUAUUCCAUUCUCAACGUAUUGGCUGUGAACAUGCUACACAAGUUGAAUGCAGGGCCAAGCAGUUUCCCAAUUUGCCACUGUCAGAAGUAGGCCAGGAUGUGAUAUGUAUUCCAUCUGUUGGGCUUGUCUGCUUGAACAAAAACCAAGGGCUCCAAAAGAUUUGCUUUGAUUACGAAAUCCGAGUGCAGUGUUGUGGACCAUGUCCAACAACAACAACAACAACUAAACCUACAACCACAACAAUGACUACAACAACAGAAACACGCCCAACAUCUGUGACAACUCCAUUAACUUCAACUAGUAAAACUGUACCUACAUCUACUACCCCAUUUACUGUGAUUACUGGCACAACCAGCACCCAUGUUACACAACCUCAGUGUACUGGAUGUGAACUCCAAAAUGGAACAAUUUCCCCACCAGUUAUACCGAUCUUGGUGGAUGUACUUACUUUGCCCAUUGCCUUAAAAACUGCACAAUAA
Messenger RNA from Alosa sapidissima (American shad), 5291 nucleotides. RefSeq names its product mucin-5AC-like. The transcript is spliced from 2 exons. NCBI's taxonomy places the organism in Eukaryota, Metazoa, Chordata, Actinopteri, Clupeiformes, Clupeidae. The coding region runs from base 408 to 5291 and encodes 1627 amino acids. The record is from RefSeq and is a predicted model, not a curated record.